Messenger RNA from Spinacia oleracea (spinach), 1071 nucleotides. RefSeq names its product 2-C-methyl-D-erythritol 2,4-cyclodiphosphate synthase, chloroplastic. NCBI's taxonomy places the organism in Eukaryota, Viridiplantae, Streptophyta, Magnoliopsida, Caryophyllales, Amaranthaceae. The record is from RefSeq and is a predicted model, not a curated record. The transcript is spliced from 3 exons. Gene Ontology annotation, biological process: terpenoid biosynthetic process. Gene Ontology annotation, molecular function: 2-C-methyl-D-erythritol 2,4-cyclodiphosphate synthase activity. The coding region runs from base 40 to 756 and encodes 238 amino acids.
CAGUGAAAACCAUUCAAUUCAAACCACUCGUAUACAACCAUGGCAACCGUCUUCAACAGUUGCUGUUUCCUCCACAUUGCGGCGCACAAACCUCUACUGUCUCUCUCCUCCUCCUCUUCCUCUUCCUCUCCCGUCUUCCCAAACUCUCUUACUCACUUCUCUCUCAACAAGUCAUCGUUAAAAUCCGUCAAAUCUUUCUCAAUUUCAGCAGUUUCUACACCAAUUGCUGAAACAUCUCAAUCCACUUCGUCAUCCAAUUCAAACCCAUCCAAAACCCUUCCCUUUCGAGUGGGUCACGGGUUCGAUCUCCAUCGUUUGGAGCCGGGUUAUCCUUUGAUCAUUGGCGGUAUCAAUAUUCCUCAUGACAGAGGCUGCGAGGCUCACUCUGAUGGGGAUGUGCUGCUUCAUUGCGUGGUGGAUGCAAUAUUGGGGGCAUUAGGGCUUCCGGAUAUCGGGCAGCUUUUCCCUGACAAUGAUCCUAAGUGGAAGGGUGCUGCUUCUUCCAUUUUUAUUAAAGAAGCUGUGAGACUUAUGCAUGAGGCAGGAUAUGAGCUUGGAAAUUUAGACGCCACCUUAAUUCUCCAAAGACCUAAAGUUAGCCCACACAAAGAGGCAAUCAAGGACAAUUUGUCUGCUCUGCUCGGGGUUGAUCCAUCUGUCGUGAAUCUGAAAGCAAAAACCCAUGAAAAGGUCGAUAGUCUUGGAGAAAAUAGAAGUAUCGCAGCUCAUACAGUGGUUCUACUGAUGAAGAUGUAAAGGACCCGAUAUAGAAGAUCAAUGUCACUGUAUUAGUCUCAUGUAGUUACCCCAUUAGCUUGAAAUUCUUGCCAUAUUAUACUAAUCAGGGUGACCACCAGUUUAAAGAUUCACGGUGGUUAAAUACUUGGAUCUCGUGUGCUGCCCUUUUCGUUGGACUUAAUGAUAAUGCUUGCAAAAGUAUCGGGUAAUGGGUAUAGCUUUUGUUAUUUUGGCCGAAAGUUAGCAAAAGCUUCAUGUAUCAAUGUAAUACUUACAAUUUACAACUAACAGUGUAUAGCAUUUUCACAGUUCUAUGGUAAAUUUGUUACUAAA